AUGGCAGAAAAUCGAACACUGAGAGAGCUAACAGCUCCUAACUUGAACCAACAGCCGUUGUGCAUCGCAUAUCAGCAGUUGGAGGAAGGUGCUAAUGUUGAGAUCAAAUCUGGUCUAAUUCAUCUAUUGCCGGCAUUCCAUGGCAUGAAGGCAAGUGGUGGAGGGCUAGUGAAUAAGACUCCAGGAGAUGCAACUAGGCUGAUUGCAGAGCUAGCAGAGAAUUCUAGGCAGUUCAGUCAGAGAACUCCCACGCGCCGGGUGAAUGCAGCAAAUUCAAAUACAACUGAGUUAGAGAGUCAAGGGAACCAACAACAACAGCAAAAUGCUCAAGGCCAGCAGCAAUAUCAGCAAUAUAGGGCACCAUUGGCCAAACCUCAAGGCCAAACCUCAAAUUCGAAUGAUAUGUCAACUGAUGAAAUGAUUAGAUCACUAACUUCUAAUGUUUCUACUAUGCAGCAAAACAUGGUGCAAUUCCAGCAAGAGACCAAAUCCAGUAUUCAGAAUUUGGAAAGUCAAGUGAGUCAAAUUUCAACUGCAGUGAGCAGACUUGAAGCUAAGGAUUCGGGAAAACUUCCAUCUCAAACGGAGUUGAAUCCUAAGCAACAAGCCAACGCUAUUACAUUGAGAAAUGGCAAGGAGCUGAAAGAGACUGAAAUUGCAACUAAGAGGGCUGAAGAGUUGAUUGGAGCUGAGGAGAAGGAAGUGGAACAUGAAGCUGUAGCAAAUCCUCCCACUUUUCCAUCUUAUGAACCCACACCACCUUUUCCUGAAGCUUUGAAAGAAACGAAGAGGUAUGAGAAGGACAAAGAUAUCUAUGAAACAUUCAGCAAGUGUGAGGUAAACAUUCCCCUUUUGAAUUUAAUAAAGAGUGUUCCUCGAUUCGCUAAAUUUUUGAAAGAACUUUGUACUAUUAAGAGGAAGCACAGGUUAGGAGGGAAGGAAAAAGUGAAAGUCAGUGCUCAUGUUUCUGCAGUUUUCCAAAAGAAACUUCCUGAAAAAUGCAGUGACCCUGGUAUGUUUACUGUUCCAGUUACAAUAGGGGACACCACUUUUCGUAGAGCAAUGUUGGAUUUGGGUGCAUCAAUUAAUGUUAUUCCAUAUUCACUGUUCAAAUCUUUGGAACUUGGACCCUUACAUGACACCGGGGUAGUGAUUCAAUUAGCUGAUAGAUCAAAUGUUUAUCCUAAGGGAGUAGUGGAAGAUGUGCUUGUGAAAGUUGAUGAACUAAUUUUUCCUGCUGAUUUUUAUGUGCUUGAUAUGGAAUAUGAUAGACAAGCAAUACCCAUCUUGUUAGGAAGACCUUUCUUGAAAACUGCUAGGACUAAAAUUGAUGUUUUUACUGGUUCUUUGACUAUGGAGUUUGAUGGACAAGAAAUUGUGUAUAACAUCUAUGAUUCCAUGAAAUACCCUGUUGACACUCAUUCUUUGUGUUCCAUUGAUAUCAUUGAUCCUAUAGUGCAGGAUGUCUUCAAUGUUGAGGGCGAGGAUGCGCUCCUCACUUCCAUUUCUAAUGAUUUAUCUGCUGAUUGUUUGGAUAUUCCUUUGCCUAAUAGUGUGCAGAUGAUGGUAGCAGAGUUGAAUGGUCAUUCCAAGCUUCCACUUAGACCACCAGGUUCGACACCUACCCCAUUGACAGUGCCUACUGAUAAACUCUUACCUUCUGUUUUGCAGGCACCCCAGGUGGAGCUAAAACCACUUCCUGAUCAUUUGAAAUAUGUGUUCCUUGGUCAAAACGAUACUUUACCUGUUAUAAUUUCAAGCAAAUUGACCAAGGAGCAAGAGGACAAGUUGGUGACAGUGCUGAAAGAGCACAAGUUAGCUAUUGGAUGGACCAUUGCAGACAUUAAGGGAAUAAGUCCAUCCACUUGCAUGCAUCGUAUUCUGUUAGAAGAUGAUGCCAAACCUGUGAGGCAACCUCAGCGUCGCCUAAAUCCUCCCAUGAUGGACGUGGUAAAGAAGGAGAUCAUAAAAUUAUUGCAAAUAGGAAUGAUAUUUCCUAUAUCUGAUAGUAAAUGGGUCAGUCCUACGCAGGUGGUUCCUAAGAAAAGUGGUGUGACUGUGGUAGAAAAUCAACAGGGUGAAAUGGUUCCUACUAGAGUUCAAAAUGGUUGGCGAGUUUGCAUUGAUUAUCGUAGGUUGAAUGCAGUAACUAGGAAAGACCAUUUCCCUUUACCUUUUAUUGACCAAAUGAUUGAAAGACUUGCAGGGAAAUCCUAUUACUGUUUCCUUGAUGGGUAUUCUGGGUACUUUCAAGUGCCCAUUGCACCUGAAGAUCAGGAAAAGACAACUUUUACAUGUCCUUUUGGCACAUUUGCUUAUCGCCGUAUGCCUUUUGGCCUAUGUAAUGCACCUGCAACCUUUCAGAGAUGCAUGAUGAGCAUCUUUUCUGAGUUUGUUGAGCAUUUCAUGGAGGUAUUUAUGGAUGAUUUCACUGUGUAUGGUGAUUCUUUUGAUAAAUGCUUGCAUCACUUAUCUAUGGUCCUCAAAAGAUGUAUUGACUCUAACCUUGUCUUGAAUUCUGAGAAAUGUCAUUUUAUGGUCCAACAGGGCAUUGUGUUAGGUCAUGUAGUUUCUUCUAGAGGUAUUGAGGUUGAUAAGGCUAAGAUUGACACUAUUCAGUCUCUCCCUUAUCCUACUAAUGUGCGUGAAGUGCGUUCUUUUCUUGGCCAUGCAGGUUUCUAUCGUAGGUUCAUUGAGGGAUUCUCAAAGCUUGCAAAUGCUAUGUGCAAAUUGCUGCAGAAAGAUGUGAAAUUCCACUUUGAUGAUGAUUGCAAGAAGGCUUUCGACGAAUUGAAGGCUAAGCUCAUUUCUGCCCCUAUCAUUCAAGCCCCAGAUUGGUCUCGACCAUUUGAGAUAAUGUGUGAUGCGAGUGAUUAUGCAGUUGGAGCUGUUUUAGGCCAGAAAGUAGGGAGGGCAUCUCAUGUGAUCUAUUAUGCCUCAAUGACCCUCAAUUCAGCCCAACGAAACUACACUACCACAGAAAAAGAGUUGUUAGCUGUAGUAUUUGCUCUAGAAAAGUUUCGAUCUUAUUUGCUUGGUACUAAAGUAAUUGUUUUCACUGAUCAUGCAGCUCUUCGCCACUUGAUGACGAAGAAAGAGGCCAAACCAAGACUAAUAAGAUGGAUUCUGCUCUUAUGUGAGUUUGAGUUAGAAAUCAAGGACAAGAUAGGCGCGGAAAAUCUAGUUGCUGAUCAUUUGAGUCGUUUGACCCAUAUUGUUGAUCAACCAUCAUUCCAAUAUCAAAUCCUAGGAGAAUUUCCAGAUGAAUCUCUAUUUGCUCUUAAGGAUUUGCGCCCUUGGUUUGCUAACAUUGUGAAUUUUCUGGUUUCUCAACAGUUUCCUCCAGGUUUCACAAAGUCUCAAAAGGACAAGCUUCGAACUGAUGCGAAGUACUAUGCAUGGGAUGAUCCAUACUUGUGGAAGUUCUGCUCCGAUCAAAUCAUUCGCAGAUGCAUUCCCGAAAAUGAGGUGAUCCCCAUUCUCACCUUCUGUCAUUCUCAUGCUUGUGGAGGACACUUUGGAGCCAAACGCACAGCAAGGAAGGUUCUCGACUGUGGUUUUUACUGGCCAAGUUUGUUUCGAGAUUCCUAUGGAUUUUGUAAAUCCUGUGAUAAUUGCCAGAGAGUAGGUAACAUUUCCCAGAAAAGUGAAAUGCCCCAAUCCUCUCUUCUGUAUUGUGAAAUAUUCGAUGUUUGGGGUAUAGAUUUCAUGGGACCAUUCCCUAUUUCUUACGGUUUUACUUAUAUACUUCUUGCUUGUGAUUAUGUGUCGAAGUGGGUGGAAGCAAUACCCACUAGGACUGAUGACUCUAAAGUGGUUUCAGGUUUUAUCAAAGCUUACAUAUUUUCUAGGUUUGGAAUCCCAAGGGCGUUGAUAAGUGACCGUGGAACACACUUUUGCAACCGUACAGUGAGUGCUUUGUUGAGGAAGUACUCUGUUCACCACAAAAUCUCCACGGCUUAUCACCCACAAACCAAUGGGCAAGCCGAGGUGUCCAAUAGAGAGGUGAAGUCAAUUCUGCAGAAAACGGUGAAUCCGGAUAGGAAGGAUUGGAGUUUGAGGUUGGAGGAUGCUCUAUGGGCGUACCGCACCGCAUACAAAACACCUAUCGGGAUGUCCCCUUACCGCCUUGUCUUCGGAAAACCGUGCCAUCUACCGGUUGAGCUUGAGCAUAAAGCAUAUUGGGCGGUUAAGUCAUUCAACAUGCAAAUGGAUGAAGCAGGUGAACAUCGGAAAUUGCAACUCCAAGAACUAGAGGAGAUCCGGCUUGAGUCCUAUGAGAAUGCAGAUAUUUAUAAAGCAAAGACCAAGCUAUGGCAUGAUCGAAUGAUCACGCGGAAGGAGUUUAAAGUCGGUGACAAAGUACUCCUAUAUCAAUCCCGACUUAGAUUAUUUCCGGGAAAACUUCGGUCCCGUUGGGAGGGCCCUUUUCAAGUGGCGAAUGUAUAUCCGCAUGGAGCAGUUGAAAUUCAAAGCCUCGAGACCGAUAAGAUUUUCAAAGUCAAUGGCCAAAGGCUCAAACCCUACUUCGAGGGUUGUGGAGGCCUUGGGAGCAAUUUUUAUGCGCGAAACGCAGCAAAAACAGAGCAAAACAGAAACAAAGGGGCCUUCCCUGCAGAAGCCGCUGGCAGCUGCUCUGCAGCCGCUACCAGCGGGUCUUCUUGCAGCCCAAACCCCUUUGUUUCUGUCCCAGCCGCUGGUAGCUGCUCCUGA
Molecule: messenger RNA, 4713 nt
Organism: Chenopodium quinoa (quinoa)
Lineage: Eukaryota; Viridiplantae; Streptophyta; Magnoliopsida; Caryophyllales; Amaranthaceae
Exons: 4
Coding region: 1-4713 (1570 amino acids)
Biological process (GO): DNA integration
Molecular function (GO): nucleic acid binding
Source: RefSeq, a predicted model, not a curated record